CUUCCGACGCCGGUGGGAGACGAGUGUAGCGUGUGGCUUUGUAGGAGAGAAACGCACUGUUGGAGUUUUGCGUUCCUGGUGCGAUCCCUUUUCAAGAUGUCAGGCCACACACCCUCACUCAUGAGACUGGAACAGAAGGCCGCGGAGGCUGACCAGAUCAUCGAAUACCUCAAGCAGCAGGUCCAGCUGCUGAAGGAGAAAGCCAUUGUGCAGGCCACAGUGAAAGAGGAAAAGAAACUGAUGGUGGAGAAUGCCAAGCUCAAGAAGGACAUUGAGGAACUGAAGAAACAACUUCUGGAAAUGGAAAAGAAGAGAGGAGUGAAAGGUGUGUCCGUGCCUUCAGCAGAGCCCAGCAUCCAGUGUGUCUCUAAACCCACAGCCUCAGAGCCACCUGCCCCAGCAGCCCCUUCUGCUCCUGCCCCAGCCACAAAAACCCCACCAGCCAAAAACAAUGAUGAUGGCAAAAAGAUGAAAGCUGAGAAGAAGGGUGAGAAGAAGGAGAAGAAGGCAGCGGCGCCUCCUCAGGAAGAGGCGAAAGUAGACGUGUCUCGAUUGGAUUUGCGUGUGGGCCGCAUCAUCAGCGCCGAAAAACACCCGGACGCUGACUCUCUCUACGUUGAGCAGGUGGAUGUUGGUGAAGCAUCUCCACGCACUGUUGUCACUCCACUGACCAAACACAUCCCCCUGGACAAGAUGCAGAAUCGUAUGGCUGUGCUUCUAUGCAACCUGAAGCCUGCUAAGAUGAGAGGCGUCUUAUCCCAGGCCAUGGUCAUGUGUGCCAGUUCUCCAGAGAAGGUUGAAAUCUUGGAUCCCCCAAGUGGAGCCAUGGCUGGAGACAGGGUUACCUUCCAGGGCUUCCCAGGUGAGCCCGACAAGGAGCUGAACCCUAAGAAGAAAGUGUGGGAACAGGUCCAGCCAGACUUGCGCACCGAUGACCAAUGUGUGGCCACUUACAAGGGAGCUGCCUUUGAGGUCGCUGGCAAAGGAGUGUGCAAAGCUCAGACAAUGAGUAACAGCGGAAUCAAAUAGAAACUUGGGGGUGAUUUCUGUCUGUGAGAAGACUUAUUCUCUUACCUCGAGCUCUCUAACUGCGCUAAAUUAAAGGACACAUUUGAGAUGAAUAAAGUCUUUGAAUGCUA
Molecule: messenger RNA, 1139 nt
Organism: Cyprinus carpio (common carp)
Lineage: Eukaryota; Metazoa; Chordata; Actinopteri; Cypriniformes; Cyprinidae
Gene: aimp1a
Product: aminoacyl tRNA synthetase complex interacting multifunctional protein 1a
Exons: 7
Molecular function (GO): tRNA binding
Source: RefSeq, a predicted model, not a curated record